AUGACGUUUCAGCUUUCGUUGCCCCUGAUACUUUCUGAUUCUUCUGGUACCAAAAAAUUGGGGAUAACUAUUACCUUUCUCAAAUAUCCCACCAGUUUCAUCAACUACCAGCAUGCAAUCUGUCACCACUCCAUGUACGCCAGCAAGCCACCUCAGGUUCAUACUCAUGUGCUCUUGAAAGCCUUAACUAUGACAUCAACAAUUUCCUUCUUCCUAGUGCUGGCCGUUAAACAAUCGUACUCAGUCGGCACAAUGAUCGCAAAGAAGUUAUCACUGAGAUUACCUUGUGCAUACUCCUGCCCAAAGACCCUAUCAGCAUCGAACUCUUUCUUAAUCCCGACUGACUUGACCGUGAUCCUCUCCUGCUCGACAGUAACCGGUGACUCAGUGUUCAAAAGCGGUCAGACCCGACAGAAGACCCCGACACUUCCUGGACGUUGCCCAAGCUCUAGAGCUCAGACUGGUGGGAAUCAAAAUCCAAGCUCUUUCACAUAA
Zea mays is the source of this 495-nucleotide messenger RNA. RefSeq lists its product as uncharacterized. The coding region runs from base 1 to 495 and encodes 164 amino acids. NCBI's taxonomy places the organism in Eukaryota, Viridiplantae, Streptophyta, Magnoliopsida, Poales, Poaceae. The record is from RefSeq and is a predicted model, not a curated record. The transcript is spliced from 3 exons.